Messenger RNA from Talaromyces amestolkiae, 3018 nucleotides. RefSeq lists its product as uncharacterized. The transcript is spliced from 2 exons. The record is from RefSeq and is a predicted model, not a curated record. Gene Ontology annotation, molecular function: syntaxin binding. Gene Ontology annotation, cellular component: GARP complex. NCBI's taxonomy places the organism in Eukaryota, Fungi, Ascomycota, Eurotiomycetes, Eurotiales, Trichocomaceae. Bases 1 to 3018 code for a protein of 1005 amino acids. Gene Ontology annotation, biological process: retrograde transport, endosome to Golgi; Golgi to vacuole transport.
AUGGUGGGCAACCUAAUAGAGACAAUCCAUGAAGCUGUAUUGACGACUCUGGAAGCUAUAUCUACACUCCUACAACCGGCAAUAUUACGGGCCGAGCUUCUUGCUCACACCGCAAUCUAUACGACCUCGCAGAAGCCGCCCACAUCCCAAGACAUACCUCCCGUCACUCUCACCACUGUCCUCGAUGUCGAGCCCUCAGCCUUUAAAGACUACCUCAGUCAGGUUGGACCCCUGUUUGACGCUUUCCAACGCACAAAGCUCGAGUCCGAAGACAGCGGCAAACAAAUGUUGCAUCAAGACAUCUCCACCGCCAAAAACGACGAGCUUGCACCAUACAGAAAGCGGAAGACCAGCAUUUUGAAGCGCGACCAGCUUUUGCCUACACCGCUGUCUAUGAUUCCCUCUGUGUAUUUCGAUGAAAACUUUCACCUCGAGAAUCCACGUACUUUUGAUGUUGUUAGUGAGUAUGCGGGGGUUAUAAGGCAGCCGUUUUCCACCACCGGAGAUCGUGACAGCACUGCUGCAAAUAGUACCCCGCAAUCUAGUGGGAAGGCGCUUAUUACCAAUACCAUGUUACUGGAGAAGCUAUCAUGGUAUAUGGACACUGUAGAGAUUUAUCUGAUACGUUCGAUUUCGCAAGCGUCAGCCUCUUUUUUCGCCGCGCUUCACUCUCUACGUGGACUCCAGGCUGCGUUCGCCGACUCUAGCGCAAAGAUCAAGAAGCUUAGGGAGGACCUCGUAUAUCUCGAUGAAGAGAUAGUAGUGCGCGGUUUUGAGAUUAUUAGUAUAAAGCGAAGACGGGAUAAUCUAAGAAAGCUGGGCGAUGCUAUUAAACAGCUUCAAUAUGUCCUCAGCAGCGCUAGUUCCUGCGAGGAACUCCUAAACUCUGGGCAGCUGGAGAUGGCUUUACAAAGCAUCUCGUACGUCGAACAGCUUGCAUCUGGAACACUAGAUCCGAAAAUUGGUGGCCAGUUCUAUUGGCUUCUACCGAACCCAUCCAUUAGACUUACCGAUCUACGCCAACUACAAGUUCUUGGAGGACUGUUCAGAGACAUCAACCAGCUUCGCCUACGGAUCGGAAAAGGUUAUGAAGCCCGAUUGCUGGAUAUCCUUUUGGGCGACCUGCGCCGACAUAUAUCAGGCGUAUCUCCGAGAGACAUUUUGGCGCGCUGGGCUGAUAUCGCAAAGCGCACACGGGGCGCAACGGAUGCCUCCCCAUCGACACGCACGUCCGUGACGAUUGCAGAAAAGCUGCGCGAAGAACUCGUCCCUGUCCUGCUGGGACUUGGCCAGUCGCAGUAUCUAGCUGCCGCAAGCACCACAUUUCGCGAAGCUGUCAUCCGAGAGAUGAAGUCUCUUAUCCGUCAGCACCUGCCGAGUUCUACUGACGACGAUAAUGAGUCUGUCACGUCUGCGUCCACGCGGCCAAGCGGUCGACGUCCGACCCAGCAGGAAAAGUCGAGCAUUCUGUCUCGCAAUUUGCGUGCUCUCAGUCCUGAGGACGCUGAAGCGUUUUUUGUCAAGGUCUAUUGCGGAAUAGGCGAAGCAUUACGGAGGCUUAGUGUACAGGUCAAGGUUCUCCUCGAUUUUACGAGCGGCAUGAAGGAGACUCCAAAAAAUGUACUCACGCCCGUCCAAAGCCAGGGAAGCACAGGCAAUCUAGCGGUCCAUCCACCCAGCCUUUCGAUGGAAUGUAAUCCGCAGGAAGAGAUGACUCAAGCCCUUGACAUGUCAAGCCUCCUCGAACAGGCAGUAGACAAGACACAAUCAGAGUUGACAAAGGUGCUGCGAGUCAGAACUGAGCAAACGGUUCGCCUUGGAUUAACUGAUUUUCUAAGCUACUUCACGCUAAAUCGCCUGUUCGUGAAUGAAUGCGAGGCAGUCUCUGGAAACUCUGGAGUGGCGCUCAAAGGAGUCGUAAACAACCAACUUCAUGACUUUAUCCCGCUUCUGCACGAAGUGGAAAAGCAAAAGCUGGUGCAAAAGAUGGAGUCUGAGAAGUGGGAGCGCAUCGAUUUCAAGCCCCAGGACGCAUUGGCCCUGGCGCACAUUGUCCAGUCUAUAAUCACUGAUCCUCCGGCAUGGCUCGAUUACACGGACGCUAGUAUCAUCGGCCUAGAAGCAGGUGAACGCAAUUUGCAGCUAAACCGCACCCCUGCGGAGCCUACGAGUGUUGCUCAGCAAAACAAGAAAGACUCGCCACUGGCAGUCAUUGAGGAGGAGAAGUUUACGCUUGUCGAUUCGGCAGCAUUUGCGCUUCGCGGCAUAGAGAAGUACACAAUCCUCCUGGCAUCGAUUCCCGGCAUGGCUAACGAGAUUUCGACGGCCUUACUUGACUAUCUCAAACUUUAUAAUUCUUGCACACAACAGCUCAUUCUCGGUGCCGGUGCUAAGAUAACAGCUGGGCUGACCAAUAUCAAUACCAAGCACCUUGCCCUUGCCUCGCAGUCUCUGUCCUUCUUCAUUGCUCUGAUACCCUACGUGCGCGAGUGUGUCCGGCGUCGACUAUCUAUCACAGCCUCCGGCAUGGCAGAAUAUGACCGGCUGAAGUACUUAUUGCAAGACCAUCGGUCCUCUAUCCACAACAAACUCAUCGACAUAAUGAGAUCUCACGCAACCCUUUACAUCAGACAGAUGGAGAAGAUCAAGUGGGACGAUGAAGACGAGGUACAGAGGAAUGUUAGUCCACACAUGGAGACGCUCACGAAAGAGGUGCUCACACUACAACGAGUGCUGAGCAAGUACUUGCCGGCGUUGAGCGUAAGAAUGAUCGUUGGACGGGUCUUUGUGAGCUACAAGGAGCAAUGGAGCAAAGCUUUCAAUGGUGCGACGGUACGGACCGAGGCCGGGAGAGCGAGGCUUCUGCGAGACGCGGAGCUGCUCGAAGGAAAGCUCGACAAGAUUGACGGCGCAGAACAACUCGGAUUUCACGUGAUCAAUAUUGUCAAGGCGAAGCAAAUUCCAUCCCGGCCAAAAGCCAGCAGGAACAUGCCAUCCGGCGAUAGCAUGCCCGCAUGA